AUGGCGGGGAAUGGAAACGAAAACGCUGGUGGAGACUUCAGUUUCUCGGCUGCAGCGGCACGUGACGCGCUUCCGAGGAUCACGACGGAGAAGGGAGCUAAGUCUGCAGACGUGUGUCACGAUGACACUGCGCCACGGGUCAACUUCCAGACCAUCGACGAGCUCCACAGUCUCCAGAAGAAACGAUCUGCUCCUACCACUCCUCUCAAAGAAGGAGGUGGUGUAGUGAUGGGAACUAGUGGUCCUACUACUCCUUCCUCCCGCGAGACCAUGCUUCAAUCCGUCAGUGCAUCAUUGGCUUCUUUAACGAGAGAGACAGGACCGAAGCUAAUCAAAGGAGAUCCCACGUCAGCCGCGAAAGUGGCACACGUUCCACACACUCCUACGUCAGUUCCAGCUGCUGACGUCAGUGACAGCGGCUUGAAAUUUACGCAUAUCCUUCACAACCUCUCUCCCGCCGGUAAAAAAACACCAUCCAUUUUCAUUAACAAUAUUUUAUUAUUGAACACACAAAAGUCACAUUUCGAUAUUUUAUGGUUUGUAGAAUUGUACGAGCAGGCGAUAAAAUAUGAGAAAGGAUCGUUUGUGACAUCGACCGGUGCGUUGGCUACGUUGUCGGGAGCCAAAACUGGUCGGUCUCCUAAAGACAAGCGUGUGGUUAAGACUGAGACAACUGCGGCUGAGCUCUGGUGGGGAAAAGAACAAAAUCAAAGUCAGAAUAGUAUCAGCAAGAGCAUACCAUUCACUAUUCAUGCACAACAUGUGUAUACGUCCAACACCCGAGGAGCUAGUGAAUUUCGGGACACCAGAUUUCACAAUCUACAACGCUGGAAAAUUCCCAUGCAACCGUUACACUCAUUACAUGACAUCAUCGACCAGUGUCGACAUAAACCUAGGAAGAAGAGAGAUGGUGAUUCUAGGGACACAAUACGCUGGAGAAAUGAAGAAAGGACUAUUCGAAAGAUUUUGUCACUUCAUUCCGGUUGUAACAUGGGUAAAGAAGGAGAUGUUGCUCUCUUUUUCGGUUUAUCUGGAACCGGAAAAACUACAUUGUCUACCGAUCAUAACCGGUAUUUGAUUGGAGAUGAUGAGCAUUGUUGGAGUGAUGAAGGAGUCUCGAACAUUGAAGGUGGUUGUUAUGCUAAAUGCAUUGAUUUAUCGAGGGAGAAAGAGCCUGAUAUUUGGAACGCUAUCAAGUUUGGAACCGUUUUGGAGAAUGUUGUGUUUGAUGAGCACACGAGAGAAGUGGAUUAUAAUGACAAGUCGGUGACGGAGAACACACGUGCGGCUUAUCCCAUAGAGUAUAUACCAAACUCGAAGAUACCUUGCGUUGGACCACACCCUAAGAAUGUCAUCUUAUUGGCUUGUGAUGCCUUUGGUGUGUUGCCGCCAAUCAGUAAGCUGAAUCUUGCUCAGACUAUGUAUCAUUUCAUCAGUGGCUACACUGCUCUCGUUGCAGGAACAGAGGAAGGAGUUAAGGAGCCAAGAGCAACUUUCUCGGCUUGUUUUGGUGCUGCUUUCAUUAUGCUUCACCCAACCAAAUACGCAGCUAUGUUAGCUGAGAAAAUGCAAGCUCAAGGAGCCACCGGUUGGCUUGUUAACACCGGCUGGUCCGGUGGAAGCUAUGGAUCUGGAAGUAGGAUAAAGUUGGCAUAUACAAGAAAGAUUAUUGAUGCUAUACAUUCAGGAAGUCUGUUGAAUGCAACAUAUCAGAAAACAGAGAUUUUUGGUUUGGAGAUUCCAAAUGAAGUUGAAGGAGUGCCUUCAGAGAUUCUAGAACCUAUGAAUGCAUGGGAAGAUCAAGAUGCUUAUAAGGACACAUUGUUGAAGUUGGCUGGUUUGUUUAGAAACAAUUUUGAGACAUUCACAAGUCAUAAGAUUGGAGAGGAUGGAAAAUUGACAGAAGAGAUUCUUGCAGCUGGUCCAAACUUCUGA
Molecule: messenger RNA, 1935 nt
Organism: Eruca vesicaria subsp. sativa (arugula)
Lineage: Eukaryota; Viridiplantae; Streptophyta; Magnoliopsida; Brassicales; Brassicaceae
Source: the annotation of a GenBank genome assembly